Molecule: messenger RNA, 2311 nt
Organism: Phalaenopsis equestris
Lineage: Eukaryota; Viridiplantae; Streptophyta; Magnoliopsida; Asparagales; Orchidaceae
Product: E3 ubiquitin-protein ligase RFWD3-like
Exons: 14
Coding region: 42-1811 (589 amino acids)
Biological process (GO): protein ubiquitination; interstrand cross-link repair
Cellular component (GO): nucleus
Molecular function (GO): protein binding; ubiquitin protein ligase activity
Source: RefSeq, a predicted model, not a curated record
AAAUUAUUUUUUUUAUUGUCGCUCGCCGCCAAUUGCCCGCCAUGGCUUCUCGGGGGAAUCGGAGGAGCACUCGGAGUGACCACGAGGAGUCCGACGAGGAAACAGACGACGAAGAUUACGCAACUGUCGAUGAGGAAUCUGAAGAGGAGUACGAGGACACGGAGGCUGCUGGGGUGGAGUCGCCGGAAAUUGUAGCAUUGGCUGCUCCGGCGGGUGGAGGAGAUGGAGUGGGAGGUGGGGUUGAGGAUGAGGGGGAGGAGGAGGAGGUGGCAUUGGUGAUGGAAACAGGAUGGAGUAUAGGUCGAAAGCGAGAAUGCGAAGAGAGUAGCGGCGUCACUGAGGGACAGUUACCGGCCGAUUCGGACCCCUCUUGCCUUCCAAGUUGCCCUAUUUGCCUCGUUCCCUGGACUCCUGAUGGUGCUCACCGAGUGUGUUGCAUUCCUUGUGGGCAUGUUUAUGGUCGAUCUUGCUUAGAAAGAUGGAUGAAACGAUGCAAAAAGAAUGUAGCUAAGUGCCCUCAAUGUAGUGCAAGGUUCAAGCAAACUGAGAUGAUUAACUUAUAUGCUCCGCUAAUUGCAGUCUCUGAUACUGACCUAGAGAAGGAAGUGCUCUCUUUACGGGAAAAAAAUGAAAUCCUUAGAUUGGAGAGAGAUCGCUUGAUGGAAGAAAUAAAGAAAAGUAAGAAAAUGGCCUGCUUAGAAGUUGAAUCCUCAGGAGUUGUGUGGGAAAACUGUUUUACGUCGCAGAAUAAUCCGAAUACAAAUUGUACCAGUUACAACAGAUGUGUUUUACAGAACGAAAUUCCAGUUGAUGGAGCACGAGUUCUUGGAAUUGAUGCAUCUAGUCAAAUUCUGAUAGUCUCAGGGAAGAAACCUGGGCAAGAUAGUGAGCAUUACCUGAAUAAGAUUAGCUUGUUAGGGCGAUGCGAAAUAGAUCGAAUCCUGCUUCCUCCUCAGACUGGAGCUGUUAGAGAUUUGUGUAUCCUUCCUGGCUGUCUCGCACUCAUUGCAUCAUUAGGAAAAAAAAUAUCACUUUUGAGCAUGCUUAGCAACAACGUUGUCCUAAAGUAUGAUUUACCGGCGCCUGCUUGGUCAUGUUCAGUAGAUGUGAAUGAACCUUGCCAUAUUUAUGCCGGAUUGCAGAAUGGAAUGCUCCUGAUGUUCGAUAUACGCCAAACUGCAGGUUGCUUGGAAUCCAUUGAGGGUUUGUCUAGAUUCCCCAUUCAUUCUAUCUGCUCACUUAAGCAAAAUCACUGUUCCAGAAAGGUUCUCACCGCUUCUUCAGUUGGUCCGUGCUUGUGGGAUGUUGGUGGUUCUGGACAAAGGCCAUUCUUGAUACCUGAAUUAGAGUCUCAAGGCAUAUGUAUUUCGCUUGCUUGUGACAGUUCUAGCAGUGAUAUCGUGGCCUCUUUUCGUCCUAAAGUAGAGCUCUCCGGUGAUCCUAUACCUUCACAAACUCCAUUAUCGCCCUCAGAAUCUCUUUAUUUAUCAGCAAAGUUGGGCUCUCAUGUACACCUCAAGAGAAUCGACAGCACAUCUUUUCAGAAGGGUAAUGAGGUUAAUUGUUACGUAAGCCAAGUGAGGAUGUCGAAAUCCGUAGUUAUAUUCGCCGAAGGAAAAAACUCGAUGUUUGCUUGCGGAGAUGAGUCAACUCGUGGUGUGUACCUAUGGAACUUGCCAUCCUUUCAGCUUCAUUCUUGUCAUCGGCCGCAUCAAUCUCCAAUACUUGACAUUAAAUAUUCGAGUUCAGUAAAGUUGGGCUUACUUGGUGCCAUCAGUGAGAAUAAAUUGCAGGUUUUCAGUUGUUCUUAGCUCCAUGGAGUAGUUCUUCCCUGAAGGCUUCAGUAACUGGCUUUUCUUCAUCAUUACUGCUUACGAACAGAAUAUUGGUCUGUAGAAGAGAAUGCUGAGAUGAGAAUGUUCUGGCGGAUGAGUGACUUUACAUUUGGAGACAAUAUGUGAAACAGAUAUAUCCGUGAAAAGGGUUGGAGUAGCUCCAGUGGCUGAUAAGAUAAGAGAGAGUCACCUUAGAUGAUUUCGUCUCAUUAAACGUAGACCAUCUGAUGAUUAUUUUAGAAGAGUUAAUGCUUUAAAUUUUAGUUAAGAAAGUUAGAGGUAGACUUGAAAAGAUUCAAGCUUGUUGUAUAAAGAAUGAUCUUAAUUUAUUAGAAUUAAAUGAAAAUAGGAUGCUCAAUAGGACAUAUUGGAGAAAAAUGAUUCAUGUCGCCCACCCCACUUGGCUUUUGUUCUUCUAUCAUUGAAUUUUGCUUUGGGAAAUAAAUUAUGGAUUUAUCUAAUCUUGUGCUUGUUUG